AUGAAGGCUCUCAUUCUCGUCGGAGGGUUUGGCACCCGUCUACGACCUCUCACUCUCACUCUACCCAAGCCGCUGGUCGAGUUUGCGAACAAGCCCAUGAUCCAGCAUCAGGUCGAGGCCCUGGCUGCUGCCGGUGUGACCAACAUCGUGUUGGCUGUAAACUACAGGCCCGAGAUCAUGACCAAGGCGUUGAAGGAGUACGAGGAGAUGUACAAUGUCAAGAUUGACUUCUCCGUGGAAACUGAGCCUCUUGGUACCGCCGGUCCUCUGAAGCUCGCCGAGUCCAUCCUGGGCAAAGACGAUACUCCCUUCUUCGUCCUCAACUCCGACGUCAUCUGCGACUACCCCUUCAAGCAGCUCGCCGACUUCCACAAGGCACACGGCGAAGAGGGCACAAUUGUGGUCACAAAGGUCGAGGAGCCCUCAAAAUACGGUGUGGUGGUGCACAAGCCCAACCACGCUUCGAGAAUCGACCGCUUCGUCGAGAAGCCCGUUGAGUUCGUUGGAAACCGUAUCAAUGCCGGUAUAUACAUCUUGAAUACCUCGGUGCUGAAGCGCAUCGAGCUACGGCCCACGUCGAUCGAACAAGAGACCUUCCCUGCUAUUUGCAAGGACGGCCAGUUGCACUCUUUUGACUUGGAGGGUUUCUGGAUGGAUGUGGGACAGCCAAAGGACUUCCUUUCUGGAACCUGCCUCUACCUCUCCUCGCUCUCGAAGAGGGGUUCGAAGCAGCUUACCCCAGUCUCUGAAUCGUUCGUGCAUGGUGGAAACGUCCUCAUCGACCCAACUGCCAAGAUCGGCAAGAACUGCCGUAUUGGUCCCAAUGUAACAAUUGGACCAGGUGUCGUGGUCGGAAAUGGUGUUAGGUUGCAGCGAUGCGUGCUGUUGGAAAACAGCAGGGUCAAGGACCAUGCCUGGAUCAAGUCCACCAUUGUUGGCUGGAACAGCUCCGUCGGCAAGUGGGCACGUCUGGAGAAUGUUACCGUGCUCGGAGACGACGUCUCCAUCGGAGAUGAGAUUUACGUCAAUGGCGGCUCUGUGCUACCCCACAAGUCUAUCAAGGCGAACGUCGACUCUCCGGCGAUCAUUAUGUAA
This is a messenger RNA of Mytilinidion resinicola, 1095 nucleotides long. RefSeq names its product mannose-1-phosphate guanyltransferase. The transcript is spliced from 5 exons. Gene Ontology annotation, cellular component: cytoplasm. Bases 1 to 1095 code for a protein of 364 amino acids. Lineage: Eukaryota; Fungi; Ascomycota; Dothideomycetes; Mytilinidiales; Mytilinidiaceae. Gene Ontology annotation, molecular function: GTP binding; mannose-1-phosphate guanylyltransferase (GTP) activity. The record is from RefSeq and is a predicted model, not a curated record. Gene Ontology annotation, biological process: cell wall mannoprotein biosynthetic process; GDP-mannose biosynthetic process.